Messenger RNA from Leptonychotes weddellii (Weddell seal), 6204 nucleotides. Lineage: Eukaryota; Metazoa; Chordata; Mammalia; Carnivora; Phocidae. The record is from RefSeq and is a predicted model, not a curated record.
UCAUGGAGACUAACCAGGACACUUCCCUCUUCUUGAUGAAGAUCUUGGAGGAGCUGGACAGCAAGCAAAGCACCGUCUCUUACCAGGAUCUGUGCAAGUCCCUGUGCGCCCGCUUUGACCUGUCGCAGCUCGCCAAGCUGAGAAGCGUGCUCUUCUACACGGCUUGUCUCGACCCCAACUUCCCAGCCACGCUAUUCAAAGACAAGAUGAAAUGCGCCAUGAACAACCAGCAGUCCAAGAAGAUCAUGGUGGCCGCAGACAUCGUGACGAUAUUCAACCUGAUCCAAACGAAUGGGGGCGCCGCCAAGGAGAAGCUGCCCACCGGCCGGCAGAAGGUGCACAAGAAGGAGGCAUCCUUCGAGUCGUGCAGGUCGGACACGGAGGUGUGCACUCCUGCCGCGUGCGAGCCGCUGAACUGUGAGCUGAGCGAGAGGCCCUUCCACCGGGGCUACCCCGCCCGGCAGUCGUCCCAGGGCCGGAAGGCAGACCGCAAGGACUGCCCACAGUUCGUGCCCGCCUCUGAGCCCAACUUCCUGCUGGGGGUCAGCAAAGAGCUGAAGAACCGUGCCGCCUCCCUGGACCGGCUGCAGGCCCUGGCCCCCUACUCCGUCACCAGCCCCCAGCCCUGUGAGAUGCAGAGAACCUACUUCCCCAUGAACAUCGAGAAUGAGUCCAUUUCAGAUCAGGACUCCCUGCCCAUCAGCCAGGGCAUCAAGGAGACCUUCAUUUCCAAUGAGGAGCCGUUUGUGGUCCAGUCCUGUGUCCAGAAAAGGAACAUCUUUAAAGAAGAUUUCCACAAUCUGAUGACCGUGUCCCCCAAGUUGGUUGGCCCCGCUAACAAGGCAGAGGCUGAGCAUGGGGAGCCCCAGGGCCAGAAGGAGCCCCACAAGACCCCCUUCUUCAAUCACAGCUUCAAAAUGCCCUACCUCAGCCAGUACCUGAAUCCCGUGUACUCCCCUGUGCCUGACAAAAGACGGGCGAAACACGAGAGCUUAGAUGACCUUCAAGCCUCCACGUAUUUUGGUCCCACGCCAGUGAUGGGGACGCAGGAUGCCAGGCGCUGUCCGGGGAGGCCAGGGAAGCAGACCCCUUGGCCGGCCAAAAGUUGGAGCCUGAACACCGAAGAAGUCCCUGACUUUGAACGGUCCUUCUUUAAUAGAAAUCCCUCUGAGGAGAAGCUGCUCUACCCAAAUCCCAGCGGCCAGAGCCCCAGUUUCCCAACCCCAGACAGGCGCCCCACUUACCUGGCGCCAAAGGACCAACAGCCGAUCCUUCCCGUUGGCUACACGGCAAAACCAAACGGGCUCAAGUCUAAAGAGAUCUCGUCCCCUGUUGACCUGGAGAAGCACGAGCCCGUCAAAAAGUUCAAAGACAAGAGCAUCAGCUGCGCCGGUGGGCAGCUCAGCUCGGACACCAGCAGCGUGGGCACCCAGACGGAGCAGCACGGGCUAGAGCCCAAGAAGCGCAAAGAUUUGUGCGCCGUGGGGCAGACCAAGUACAGUGACCGGCACACCACGAAGCAGUCAGAUGACGACUCGGAAGUCAUCAGCGAUGACAUCAGUGACAUCUUCCGGUUCCUUGAUGACAUGAGUAUCAGUGGCUCCACGGGGGUGAUGCAGUCCUCCUGCUACAACAGCAUGGGGUCCUUGUCUCAGGCUCACAAGUCCGACGGCGACAGUUCCCCCGAGCACAGCCUGACCAAAAUCGCCAACGGGUUCCCCGGCAGCCAAGGAGAAAAGGGCAACCGGCCUGAAAACAGCCACCACUCGGAAGAGGAGCUGAAGACCAGCGUGUGCAGACUGGUGCUCCGGAUCGGCGAAAUUGAACGGAAGCUCGAAUCGCUGUCAGGGGUCCGCGAGGAAAUCUCCCAGGUCCUGGGCAAGCUAAAUAAGUUGGACCAGAAAAUGCAGCAGCCUGAGAAGGUGAGCGUGCAGAUUGACCUGAAUUCCUUGACCAGCGAGGCUCCGUCUGAUGAGAGCGCCUCCCCGAGGAUGUUCCACCCGCACGAUGGCCCCCGGGGGCCCAAGCUGGAGAACGCGGCCGACUGGUACUGCUCAGACGCCAGUGAAAGCCACAGCGAGAGCCUUCGAGUCAAGGCCUUGAAGAAGAACCUCUUCACCAGGCCGUCCUCCAGGUCCCUGACGGAGGAGAACAGCGCCACGGAGUCCAAGAUCGCCAGCGCCUCUAACUCGCCCAGAGACUGGUGCACCAUCACCUUCACCAGCCGUGCGGGCCUCGGGGAGGAGGAGAGCAAGGACAGAGGCCCCGGGGAGAGUAACGACUGGCACCGCCGGUCGAAAGAGACGCAGGAAUCUUUAAACCCAAACCACUUAGAAUACUGGAUGGAAGAUAUUUAUACCCCAGGCUACGACUCCUUGCUAAAGCGUAAGGAAGCCGAGUUCAGACGAGCCAAGGUCUGCAAGAUCGCCGCCCUGAUCGCCGCCGCCACGUGCACAGUCAUCCUCGUGAUCGUCGUGCCCAUCUGCACAAUGAAAUCAUGAGCCUGGGGCCGCCGGGCGGUGGGGCACAGCCCGUGACUGCCGGCGCCCCCCUCCGUGGCGGGAGGGCUCGGGGCGGUGGAGUAGGGAUGGAGUCCCGGAGGCUCUCUGCCAAUGUGUCGUUGCUCUUCAGAAAGUGCGCAUUCUCCAGAGAAACCCUCCCUCCUGCUGGCUUUGACUUCAUGACGCUUGGAGGCAUUUGGGGAGGUGCGAUAUGGUUUCCCACCAAAAGAACGUACUGGGCUACCAGUAGAUACAAAUUGAAUUCUAAGCAAAAAAAAAAAAAGGAAAUUAAUUGGAUUCUUUCCAUUUUAGUGAAGUUUCAUAGUGGGGAAUAUAUUAUACAGAAGAUAUUUAGUACCUGCCUGCUUGGGGAAGUUAAGGGAGAUAGCAAGACGAGAAGGAAAAAAGACGAGUUCUGUUUUCCUUCACGUCCUCAGACCGCUGCAGGUGAAGUAACAGGUGUCGUGCUCACAAAGGAUGUUGCUUCUCUGUUGACUUUCAUCAAGGGCUACUGACUUUUCAUUCUUGCCCUUCUGUCAUCAUUACGAUCUUCACUGCAGAUCUUCACGGAACAUUCUGGACCUUCCCCCUUGCGCACAGGGUAGGAAGGAGCUCAACUGCCCAAUCGGGUGUGGCACGGAGUGUGCUUCCUCUGCUUACUAGGCUGAGGUACUCAGGCCAGGAGACCUUCCUGUCCCCACCCCGAGGCGUGGGGGGAGAGCUGCUUGCCAACAGAGUGAGGCCAGUUCUUUGAAAAUCACGGCCACCCGAAGGGUCUCCCAUGCUCGCUUUGGUGUGUGGCUCCAGUCCUUGGUCUUCUGUCUCCUGGUGGCCCCGGAUGUUCUGCUUCUCACCCCCAAGUUGAAGAGUUUGGAACGUGUCCUUGGGCCUUGAAGAGUAGAGACAGUGGCUGAACUUUGACAUUCUAACUGUAAGCGGUGGUUUCCGCGUGCCCCUAAUCCCAGCUGUUUCCGGUGGCUUUCACGGGAUCUUGCAAGUGUGUCAAUAAUACGAUAAAGGCACCGAGGUGUUCUUAACCACAGCGACACCAACUCCAGAGUUCUUGUCAGCAGCGCAAAAAAAUUUCUCUAUUUAACCGUUUAGCAAUCUAUCUGUAUGUCUAUCUAAACACCUAGUUUGGGGUUAUUGUCUUCUCUAUUAAAUAACUUGAAAGCAAGGUUUCUCCAGCGUACAGAAAGCUGUUGUAACUCGAUCAGAUUUUGAUUUCUGUUUCCACCUGUCGAAUGGUGCUUUGACAUAAUUGGACAGAAAGAAUCCUUAGCAUUUGAUUCUAAUGUCUCAUUACAGGUCAAAGAAAAAUGACAGAUACUAGCUACCUUAAUUCUUCUGAGAACAAGGUGGGUAGCAAGAAUAAUCUCUCUGGACGGUAUAAUAAAUUCCUGAAAGAGAGGUUUGGGGUGCAUCUCAGAUUUUAAAGCAAUAGGAGUCCAGCAUCCAUCCCAGAAACCUUCAAGUAAUGCUUAGCUUGCUCUGUCUAUUCCUAUAGUUCCCCACACGGGGUAGUCAGAACAUUUCAUGCUGUCAACAAGUAAGGGACGGAUGCUUUCAUCUGUAGUGAGCCUUCAUUUUUAGGGGUCUUUAUGUUACCUGUUUCUAUUCUCCUGUUUACGUAUGGACUUUCAACUAGGUGACUGAAACUUAAGCCUUAGUAUGAAGAACUGAGGAUUUAUAAUUGAAAAUUUAUAUAUAUAUAUACAUAUAUAUAUAUUACUGUCUAUUGUCAGAAUUUUAGUCUUUUGGUGCUCUGUUCUGGGUUGGGUACACUAAAUAAGGUUGUUUCUUUCAUCCCAAAGGGGAUACUAGAUUCACACCUGCAAGAGUUGGGAGUCGCCAUCCUAGCUUUCCUGCCAACCAGUGUGGCUCUGUGACACAUUGUCCCUGUUACCACGGAUUAAACCAGGAGAGCGUCAGAGAUAGGUAGUUCCCAACGUCUCGCUCUAUGAUUUGCAGGGAAGUGGAGAUACACUUACCCAGGAUAAGAAAAACUUGGUCAGAUCCCAAGCACUGCUCUCCUUGCCAGGUGGGACCGUGGAGGAUGGACCAAACUACUAUUACUACUGCUCUUGGGUGCACCUGUUCCUAAUGGGCCCUGCUUGAGCCAUGUGUCUAGCUACCACCAGGGAAGCGUGACUGUAAGCCCCACCCCAUGGGCGGAAGAGACAGGACUCUCUAGAAUAUUCUUCUACCCUUUUCAUAUCUGAGGAGGUAGCAGGGAAAUUUCCUCUUGCUCUUAGUCCAGUGUAGCUAGAGUUCAACUCGACAUCAUUGCCACAUAAUGGACAAACACCCACACCUGCUGAUGCCCUGGGAAACCAGAUGACCCCAAAGGCAAGGGGUUUCCUAUGGGAAUGGGUUAUCCCCAGCCUUACAGGAUGGAGCGCGGUGCCAAGUUAUGAAUCUUUGCUGUGGCUUGAAGCUGAUGGAUGCUCAGGGUCUUGGGAUCUAGAGAAGGUGAAGUUCACGGUUGGGUCUUCUCUCUCCACUGACCCCAAGCUUGUGACAGCCUUCUUUCCCUGGACCCCAGAUUCCUCCAUCCCUGUAUUUGCAGAACAGGGCACAACCAGAGUCUGGCUGGGAAGGAGACCUCUACCCAUCCCUCUCAUCUCCUGCUGCUAUGAGCUCCUGGUGGGUGACGUGUGGACUGGCCGGUCUUCUGUGCUGGGCACCACCUUCUACAAUGUUCUUCGGCAUUUUCACAUGAAGUACAAUUUCUUAUGCCCAGGCCUAAAAUCUAUCAAAAUUCACUUCAUUUCUCUUGCUUUUAAAAAAUGAACAAUCUGAGGAUGUUGCUUAAGGGAUGAUGUUGAAAUCUGAUAUCCUCAGCCCCUGGUUAAAUUUCAGAAUCAUUCAGUUCCUCUUUUCUAGUCUGAUUUGCUUUGAACACAGCCUUGCAGAAAAGCAAAAAAGUUCCCAGCUCAGUUUUCAGAUGUGUUACAACACUAGCCCCUUCUUCAAACUGCAAAUACAGUAAAGCAAAUCAUAUUUCAAACACCCAUUACUAGCCGAUCAUAAACUUAGUAUUUUAGGGCAUGCGGCUGCGUGACUGAUAUCCGCAAGGCUACUUUAGUAGAUACGUGAACUCUCCCCUCUGUGCCCCGAGUCCUGAUACCCUUAUCAGAAUCAAGGCAGGGCUGUUUUUGUUUAUACUUGAUCAAUAUAAGAGUAAUGGCACCUCCUUUUUUUUUUUUUUAACAAAAAAUAAGCUCUGCCGACAGUAAAUGAUUCUGUUAAGUGGUAUAAAAAUUUGUGAAUGUUGAAAUGCAACAUGCUUCAUACUAUAACCAACCUGCAAGAAUAUUGUGGUCAGUUGUGUGAAUACCAAAUCAAUAUAUACUGUAUAUUGUACUACGGAAAUUUGUAUUUAAAGGCAAAGAUAUUAGUAAUUGUCAGUAUAAUUGGGGGAAAGGGUACUAGAUAUUUAUGGACUAACAAUGAGAAAUGCAACAAACUUCCUUAUUUAUGCCUUAUGAAUAAAAGGGUGUGAAAUGUAAGGUGAAGUUUUCUGUGCGAGACUCAAGGAAUGGAUAUUUUUGAAGGCAGGGAUUGUCUUUUCUAUGUUUGUUCUGCAUAUAGCUGUCAGCACACUCUUGGUGCUUGAUCAAUGUUAUAUAAUACCAAUAACUAAGCACAUUUUUAGAUCUUUUUUCAAAUGGCUUGUGUAAAAUUUGGUUAACGUACAAUG